GUCCUUCUCCAGAGGCGACAUCCCCGUGUUUCUCUCCCCUCAGUGCCAUGGCCACCGCGCUGUCCCGGCGUCUGGGGAAGCGCUCCCUGCUCGGCACCCGCGUCCCCGCCGAUGGGAUGCAGAUCCCGGGAUUGCAGCCCGAGCUGGGCCGGGCCCCUGCCGCCCACGAGGACGGAUCCUGCGGGCUCUCCGCGGAGGAGAACGGCCAGGCUCCCGGAUUUCCCGGAUUCCCCGGCCUUCGGCAGCUCCACUCCGGGCAGCAGAUCCUCAUCACUUCCAACGGGCAGGAAUGUGAGCAGGGGAAGGCGCUGCUGCCGGAGCAGGGCUCGCAGGGCUGCUGGAGGGUGCAGGACACGCUCCAACCUCCCGCCGAGAUCCUGCAGAGAUCCGUGUCCAGCAGCAUCGACGUUCCCAAGAGGAAAGGCGACGCCGCCGUGGAGAUGGAUGAGAUGGUGGCAGCCCUGGUGCUGACGAGCCUGUCCUGCAGCCCCGUGGUGCAGAGCCCUCCCGCCGGCGAGAGCGGCCUCCCCC
Molecule: messenger RNA, 531 nt
Organism: Neopelma chrysocephalum (saffron-crested tyrant-manakin)
Lineage: Eukaryota; Metazoa; Chordata; Aves; Passeriformes; Pipridae
Product: zinc finger protein 395-like
Exons: 3
Biological process (GO): regulation of transcription by RNA polymerase II
Cellular component (GO): nucleus
Molecular function (GO): RNA polymerase II cis-regulatory region sequence-specific DNA binding; DNA-binding transcription factor activity
Source: RefSeq, a predicted model, not a curated record